AUGACCGAGGAUGCGACCGCCCAGCGCGACGCGAACGAACUGCUCGACCAGACUCCCCCGACGCAGCCAUCGACCCUUCAGAGGAGGACGGCGAACGCCAUCUGGAGGAUCUGGAGCGCCUGCUCCGCGCCGAGCCAUCAGACCUGCGGCGGGAGUGACGCCUGCGGGAACCUCGCCGAACGCGUCUUCUGCUCUCCGGGGAGGAGGACGACGAGCUGGACCGAACCCUGCGCUGGCGUGACCCCUGGGGAAGGGAAAGGGGAGGCGGCAGCGGUGCCCAACAGUAACAGUGAUGCCCCAUUACUGCCCCCCAGUAAUAGUAAUGCCCAAUUAGUGCCCCACAAAAAUAGUAAUGCACCAUUAGUUCCCCCUAGUAAUUUCAAUGCCACAUUAGUGCCCCCUAGUAAUAGUAAUGCGCCCAUGCCCCCCAGUAAAAGUAAUGCCCCAUUAUUGCCCCUCAGUAAAAGUAACGUCCGAUUAGUGCCUCCAAGUAAUAGUAAUACCCCGAGUAAUGCAUUACUAUUACUAGGGAAGACUCAUGGUAGUAAUAGUAAUGCCCUAUUAUUGCCCCCCAGUAAUAGUAACGUCCCAUUAGUGUCCCCCAGUAAUAGUAACGUCCCAUUAGUGUCCCCCAGUAAUAGUAAUGCCCCAUUAGUGCCCCCAAAUAAUAGUAAUGCCCCCAUGCCCCCAAGUAAUAGUAUUGCCCUAUUAUUGUCCCCCAGUAAUAGUAACGUCCCAUUAAUGCCCCCCAGUAAUAGUAAUGCCCCAUUAGUGCCCCACAGUAAUAGUAAUGCACCAUUAGUGCCCCCUAGUAAUUGCAAUGCCACAUUAGUGCCCCCUAGUAAUAGUAAUGUCCCCAUGCCCCCCAGUAAUAGUUAUGCCCCAAGUAAUGCAUUACUAUUACUGGGGGAGACUCAUGGUGUAUUGCUAUUACUGCUCCAUUAG
Bufo gargarizans (Asiatic toad) is the source of this 945-nucleotide messenger RNA. Its product is annotated as SH3 domain-containing protein C23A1.17-like. NCBI's taxonomy places the organism in Eukaryota, Metazoa, Chordata, Amphibia, Anura, Bufonidae. The coding region runs from base 1 to 945 and encodes 314 amino acids. The record is from RefSeq and is a predicted model, not a curated record. The transcript has 6 exons.